Messenger RNA from Nannospalax galili (Upper Galilee mountains blind mole rat), 917 nucleotides. It is a transcript of the gene Abcc4, whose product is annotated as ATP binding cassette subfamily C member 4. Gene Ontology annotation, cellular component: plasma membrane. Bases 330 to 917 code for a protein of 195 amino acids. The transcript has 5 exons. Gene Ontology annotation, biological process: transmembrane transport. Gene Ontology annotation, molecular function: ATP binding; ABC-type transporter activity. The record is from RefSeq and is a predicted model, not a curated record. Lineage: Eukaryota; Metazoa; Chordata; Mammalia; Rodentia; Spalacidae.
CGGUCCCAGCACGUGGGCGCUGGUCGGUAGGUCUCGCGUGCCCCCUCAGGUCUGCGCGCCCGGGCCCGUCGCCCCCAAUUCCCGCCGUCACGCGCCUCCCCUGCCGCGCUCGCACGGACACGCAGCUCCCCCGCUCCAGGAGGCGGCGGUGGCGUGUAGCGGGCGCCCGGAGGAGACCCGGGAGGCGGGGUCGGGGCGUGCCGUAGCGCCCUGGUCCCGGAAGCGCCUGCCUGAAAGGCUCCCACGGAGCAGACCGGCGCAGUGGCCAGAGCGCCAGCAUCCCCCGACCCGCGCCUCCAGUACCCGUGCGCUCGGCCACCCCCGCCAAGAUGCUGCCGGUGCACACCGAGGUGAAGCCCAAUCCGCUGCAGGACGCAAACCUCUGCUCACGCGUGUUCUUUUGGUGGCUAAACCCAUUGUUUAAAAUUGGUCAUAAACGGAGACUGGAAGAAGAUGAUAUGUAUUCAGUGCUUCCAGAAGAUCGCUCAAAGCACCUUGGAGAAGAGCUGCAAGGGUACUGGGAUAAAGAAGUGUUCAGAGCGGAGAAGGAUGCACGGAAGCCUUCCUUAACUAAGGCCAUCAUAAAGUGUUACUGGAAAUCUUACUUAGUUUUGGGAAUUUUUACAUUAAUCGAGGAAGGCACCAAAGUAGUUCAGCCCAUAUUUUUGGGAAAAAUCAUUAAUUAUUUUGAGGACUAUAAUCCCACCAAUACUGUGGCUUUGCACAAAGCUUAUGGCUAUGCCACUGUGCUGACAGUCUGCACACUUAUUCUGGCAAUACUGCAUCACUUAUAUUUUUACCAUGUACAGUGUGCUGGAAUGAGGCUGAGGAUAGCCAUGUGCCACAUGAUUUACCGGAAGGUAACCACCUCUGAGAGUGGAAUUGCUGGGUUGUCUCAUGAAUGUGCUUACCUUUAG